AUGAACUAUGGGUCUCCACUUGCCACAGCAUAUGGGUUUAAGUACACACACAGCAAAGUGAAGACACUGGCGAAGCUUUUCAAUAUAUUAACAAAAAAUGAUUUCAGUAAAACACAUAGCUCUUGUCUUGUGUGUGUUGACAGCGUUUGUCUUGCCAGAAAGAAUGUUAAAGACAUCUUUAAAAAUCAAGCCAAAAGAGCUGGAUGCGCUGCUAAUGAGACACCUUGUAAGAAUGGAGAGUGUGUCCAGAUAGACUGGAUCUGUGACACUGAAAAUGAUUGUAUUGACGACUCCGAUGAGAUCAAUUGUCCAAGGGACUGCAGUGGUGAACACCAACUGAAGUGUAACAACGGACGUUGUAUCAGCAGAGAGUUCCAGUGUGAUGGCGAAAACGACUGUCACGAUAUGACGGACGAGACUGGCUGUGAGAAUGUCCAGUGUGGUGUGGGUGAGGUCAAGUGCUCCAACUUCCUGUGUAUUGAGGCGGAGUGGCUGUGUGACGGAGACAACGACUGUGGCAACGGAUGGGAUGAACAGAACUGCACGUCCACCAGUGGAAAAAGAUCUGCAAAGAAAUUCAUGAAGAAACUAGGCAAAGAAAGUGUAUAUAGAAGACAAGCGUCCACAUGUGGUGCCAAUCAGCACCAAUGUCAGAAUGGGGCCUGCAUCCAAGAGGAGUGGGUCUGUGACACUCAGGAAGACUGCACCGACAAAUCUGAUGAGGCCAACUGUGUCACUGACUGCAGUGGGGAACACCAGUUCAAAUGUACCAAUAAUCGCUGCAUAGCCAAGGAGUUCCAGUGCGAUGGUGACAAUGACUGUGGAGAUAUGUCUGAUGAAAUUGACUGCCAUAAGCUUGAGUGCUCCGCUGGGGAAGUCCACUGCGACAACGGGCUGUGCAUUGAGGCCACGUGGCUUUGUGAUGGAGAAAAUGACUGCCGGGAUGGCUGGGACGAGAGAAACUGCACCGGCUCCUGCUCUGCCGCCCAGUUCCUGUGUAUCGACGGCUCCAAGUGUAUCGACGGCAGAUGGAAGUGUGACGGGGACGAUGACUGCCAGGACGCUAGUGACGAGCGUGGCUGCACUUGUAACGCCAACCAGUUUCAGUGUAAGAAUGGACAUUGUAUUGACCAGAGUUGGCAGUGUGACGGAGAUAACGACUGUGGGGACUUCUCGGAUGAAGUUCAAUGUCCGACCUUACACCCGAGUAUCUGCAGCGACAUGAUGACAGUGACUGACUGCGCCCUGCUGAACGAGUCCGUCAACCCCGUCUGCUUGGACCCUGAAGUUGGACACAAGUACUGCCGGAAGUUCUGUGACUUGUGCUUGAAAGACUCUACCGCCACUCACCCUCACUAAGAAGGUCACUGUAACCUACUCAUAUACAGGAAACACCCCUCUCAUAAUUCAGUUAACAUUAUGUAUAGAAUUAUGUUGAUAACCUCUAGGAACUGAUGAACGCAGCUAUAUGGACGAAAGUUUUGUAUUUUUAUUGACGCUAUUAAAUGAUAUGUUCUCUUUAAA
Molecule: messenger RNA, 1524 nt
Organism: Biomphalaria glabrata
Lineage: Eukaryota; Metazoa; Mollusca; Gastropoda; Planorbidae
Product: sortilin-related receptor-like
Exons: 12
Coding region: 1-1359 (452 amino acids)
Molecular function (GO): protein binding
Source: RefSeq, a predicted model, not a curated record